AUCAUGUGUUAUUGAAAGCAGCUUUCGCAAGAUUGGGUGUACUCCGAAAUUUACUGACAGUACUGUAAAAGUAAUUACACCUCUCUUAGAUGCGUAUGGACGAAUAAGGACACAGCGUUGGUUACAGUACUGGCAGUACAUUUCGGAACACACCCUAAGAUAUACACGUGUUUCUGAAAAUAGUAGAUAUAUCUUGUAUGUGUAACCGGUAAAUAAUUAUUGUCAUUCUGAUAUCUUUACAUAAUUUGGGCAAUAUGACAAGUACAGAUUCUUCUCAUGUUUCCAUUAUUUCUGAUAAAUCUUUGCAGUUGUGUGAUGUAUCAACUGAAACGCAAAAUAAUGCGGCAUCUGAUACUGAUAAUAUUGUCAGUGACAUUGAAGACUCCAAACAGUUAAAUGACUUAAACAAAUAUUCAUUAAAAGCAAAUGUUAGUGAUAAUACAGUCACAAUUAUAGCAGAAACAAAAAUUUCUAUUGUUGAACAUAUGGCUAUAGAUGAAGCAAAGGAAGUUGAACAGCCAGGUCAAGAAGGAAAUUGUGAAGUGUCAGAGUUAGUAAAAGACAAUGAAACUGAAGAGUCUGCAACGUUUUGUUAUAACUGGUCUAUUUCUCCUAAACUCUUAACCUCUGCCACUGAAGAGUACCAACCUACGAUAUCAUGUGAAAAUUUUACAAAAGGUUGUCAGUGGUCACCUGAUGGAACUUGUUUAUUAGUACCGGCAGAAGAUUUUAGAAUACGAAUUUAUGAACUUCCUGGAGAAUUGUAUUCUGGCAGGAUACCACUGGACUUACCAUUAGUAGAUUUAAAACCUGCAUUAUCUGUAAAGGAAGGAGGAUUAAUUUAUGAUAGCAGCUGGUAUCCAUUUAUGAAUUCUUGGGAUCCCAUGACUUGCUGCUUCAUUAGUACAAGUCAAGAGACUCCAGUUCACUUAUGGGAUGCAUUUACUGGGGAGUUGAGAGCUACUUACAGAGCUUACAAUCAGGUAGAUGAAGUCGAAGCUGCUAUAAGUGUUCAGUUUGUCGAUUCAGGAAGAAAAGUCUGGUGUGGCUUCAAAGGUGCGUUACGAACAUUUGACACUGAUAGACCAGGUCGGCAGAUUGAUACUAUUUACCUUAAAAAAGAUUUCCCAAAUACAUUUGGAUUAGUGUCUUGCAUACGUGAAAAUCCAAUUAUGCCAGGUUUAGUUGCAUUUGGAACUUACUCAAAACACGUGGGUCUAUACAAAGAUGGUCCACUCUGCACAUUCAAAACGAGCAAUGGAGUUACUCAAAUUGAAUUUAGUCCUUGUGGAACUAAGUUAUAUUCAGUAGUAAGACGCAGUAAUGAGUUUCUUUGUUGGGAUUUACGGAAUCCUGGAAUAGUUUUGUAUUCCCUAAAAGAUCGUCAAUCAGAUACUAAUCAAAAGAUACAAAUAUCUAUAUCGACGGACGGUAGUCAAAUAGUUUCUGGUGGCACUGAUGGUUGUGUAACAAUUUGGAAAUAUUCUGAAAAUCUCACCCACGAAGAAGACUUAAAGCCAGCGCAUCGAAUACAAGUAUCAAAAGAUUGCAUUAACGGUGUAAGUUUGCACAAAAAAUUACCAAUAGUGGCAACUAGUUCUGGUCAGAGAAUAUGUGAUGCCGAAUUGCAAAUUAGGGAUAACAGUGUCCGUAUUUGGUGGUGUUCAUGAUACGAUGAUACAAGAAUUCAUAGAAAAUACAUUGCACUAUUUAAA
Molecule: messenger RNA, 1715 nt
Organism: Cephus cinctus (wheat stem sawfly)
Lineage: Eukaryota; Metazoa; Arthropoda; Insecta; Hymenoptera; Cephidae
Gene: WDR79
Product: telomerase Cajal body protein 1
Exons: 5
Coding region: 255-1670 (471 amino acids)
Biological process (GO): Cajal body organization
Cellular component (GO): Cajal body
Molecular function (GO): RNA binding; protein binding
Source: RefSeq, a predicted model, not a curated record